CAUGUUUGGCAUGUUUAAUUCAACGGACGAAGCCUUCCUAGAAUCAAUCAGUCCGGCUCUUCAUCUUCCAGUAAUCAUACCAAAUCGACCUGGACGAAUAUCGUCUUGCGUAAAUCAUCAGAGUUAUACAUUCUAUGUAAAACCUUCUUAUGUGAGAGCUGUCUUAGAUUUAUGUAGACACUACGGCUGGAAAGAUGCAUUCUAUUUAUUCGAUUCAGACGACGGUCUUCAUAAUGCUAAUGAACUGUUAUACGAAGCGAGGAAGUUGAAUUAUUCGCUCAGAUUAGAUAUAGUCAGGUUAACUAACAUCAGUCGGCCGUACGCUCAACUUAGGUCAAUAGAUACUCGCCACGAGGCUGGCUCUAGACAUAUUAUUGUUGAUAUUCGGAAACCCGAAGAUUUACAAACAUUCUUGAAUAAGAUUCAAAUUGUUGGAAUGAACAGAGCAGAAUACCAUUACAUUUUAGGUGGUUUAACAAUGGACGAAUUAGAUCUAGUAGACUUUAGUCAUGGUGGAGUAAACAUGACCGGUUUUAACCUUAUAGAUUGGAAUUCUGCUAAAAUUAAGAACCUAGCUAAGAGAUGGAAUUGGGUGCAAAAUCAUCGGAGUAAAUUUCGGAAUAGUAUAACAGUUGACUCAAUAAUCUUUUUCGACUCUAUAAUAAGUCUAUUAAAAGCUGUUGAAAAUAUGAAAAAAGUUAACAAAUCAGCUUUUGAGAAUAUUUUUCGAAACGGAGAUAUUUAUAAUAAUGGAUCUAAAGGUUUAACGUGCAAAAAAUGGAAUGGACCUGUUGUACAAUGGUUCAAAGGAGAAAAUAUAUCAAAAGCUAUAAGAGAAGUUAGCUUUGAAGGCUUCUCAGGUCAAGUGGAGUUCGACCAAUAUGGUAGAAGGAAAAAUUUUACAUUAGAUAUUUUAGAAUUACGACUAGACCAGUCUCCACAAAAGGUCGGUAAUUGGACAGAAAAAAAUGGGCUCAUUAUAUCUAAAGCGAUAGAUUACGAAUCUGAUGGAGGAGAUUCUGCCAAUUCAACAAAAAUUAUUACAACUAUUUUGUCAUCACCCUAUUUAAUGUUGAAAGAUCAGCCUGAAAAUGGAAAACCUUUAGUAGGAAAUGAUCGUUUUGAUGGCUACUGUGCCGAUCUUGCCCGCGAAAUAGCUAAGUUGUGUAAUUUCCGUUACGAAAUUAGAUUAGUGCGCGAUGAUAAGUAUGGAGAAAAAUUACCAGAUGGAACAUGGAAUGGAAUGGUAGGGGAAUUAACGAAUAGAUCAGCGGAUUUAGCGAUCGCUCCGCUAACAAUAUCUUCUGUGCGCGAACGAGUUAUUGAUUUCUCCAAGCCGUUCAUGUCGCUUGGAAUAUCGAUAAUGAUAAAGAAACCAGAGAAACAAAAACCAGGAGUUUUUAGCUUCAUGGACCCACUUUCUUCACAAAUAUGGAUGUUCGUCAUUCUAGCGUACUCGGGAGUUUCAGUAGUUCUCUUUCUCGUCUCACGUUUUAGCCCAUUUGAAUGGCACGAAAAAACAGCUGAAAUAAGCGAAAAGAUGACAAAUGAUUUCAACUUGAUGAAUAGUAUGUGGUUCUCGCUGGCGGCUUUCAUGCAGCAGGGCUGCGAUAUUUCUCCGAGAUGCUUAUCAGGCAGAAUAGUUGGAGGGGUUUGGUGGUUCUUCACCUUAAUCAUCAUUUCAUCAUAUACUGCUAAUUUGGCCGCCUUCUUAACCGUCGAGCGUAUGCUGACUCCAAUUGAAUCAGCGGACGACCUCUCGAAGCAGACUCAUAUCCAGUACGGUACGUUGGACGCCGGUAGUACAAAGAAUUUUUUUGCUACCUCAAAAGUCUCGGUUUAUGAACGGAUGUGGAAGUUUAUGGAGAAGGCCGAACCGAAUGUUUUCGCAAAGACAACAGCAGAGGGCGUUGAAAGAGUUCGAGCUUCAAAAGAAAAAUAUGCUUUUCUACUCGAAUCAACAAUGAAUGAUUAUUAUAAUCAAAAGAAACCAUGCAAUACAAUGAAGAUAGGAAGAAAUUUAGAUUCAAAAGGCUAUGGGAUAGCCACCCCUCUUGGUUCGCCUUUAAGGGAGAAAAUUAAUCUUGCAGUAUUAAGACUCCGAGAACAGGAUGUUCUUCAAAAACUAUUUAAAAAAUGGUGGUUUGACAAAGGUGAAUGCGGAACGGACGGUGAUAACACGAAGGGCUCCAGUCAGAGUGCCCUAACCUUAUCCAACGUUGCCGGUAUCUUUUAUAUACUAAUCGGUGGCUUGGGUCUGGCUAUGAUUACAUCUCUGAUGGAAUUUCUAUACAAAUCUCACCAGGAGAUGACUAGACGGAAAAAGGGCAACCUCUGCUCUUCCGUGACACGCCAACGAAAUUCGCCCUUUUCACGAGCCGACCGCGAAAACGGCGGGGUAGGGUCGGGCAUGCAAAAGUCUAGCACAGUGCCACUAGCAAGAUCGAGCGCCGUCAGCCUGGUGUAGCGUAUUCCUACACACCUCCAAAUCAAGUAAGCGUUGGAACGGCAAAAAGGAAAAGAAAUGACUUACAUACACAGGUGUAACUUUUCAAGAUGUAAUUUGAACUAUAUAUUAUUAUUAUUCACGUCCCAAGUCUUAUUAUACUAUGCAUAAUAUUACAAUUUUUGGUUUUUCCUCCAGGAUAUACUGUAUAUAUAUAUACAAUAUAUAUAUAUGUAUAUAUAUUUCUAACUUUUCUUUACAUAACAUACAGUCUACCUGUAAAUACUGUAUAAAUAUACACAUAAGUAUAUAUAUAUUAUAUACUUAUGUGCGUGUGUGAGUGUAUGUGUGUGUAUGCGUGUAUGUGUUUGUGUUUGUGUGUGUGUGUGUGUGUGUGUGUGUGUGUGUGUGUGUGUGUGUGUGUGU
Messenger RNA from Dimorphilus gyrociliatus, 2872 nucleotides. The record is from the annotation of a GenBank genome assembly. NCBI's taxonomy places the organism in Eukaryota, Metazoa, Annelida, Polychaeta, Dinophilidae.